AUCCAAAUAUGACGUAAUACAAUUUGGUCCUCUUUUGCGCGAACGGUUGAUGCUGAGGCAGAGAGGAAUCUGCGCGCGGUCAACUCCAGCUCUGAUUUCCACUGCAACUAAAGGUGUGUAAAACCGUCGAGGUUGGAAGUGCAAUGGCGUCCUCUGGAGACAUUCAGGUUAAGGAACUGGACAAGCGUGCCUCAGGACAGGCUUUUGAGGUCAUCCUGAGUCCUUCGGCUCCAGAUGCCAAGGGAGAAUUCCCACUUUCCACCCCCAAGAAGAAGGAGGUAUCUCUGGACGAGAUCCAGAAAAAACUGGAUGCGGCAGAGGAGCGACGCAAGAACCAUGAGGCAGAGGUCCUGAAGCACUUAGCUGAGAAACGAGAGCAUGAGAAGGAAGUCCUUCAGAAAGCAAUGGAGGAGAACAACAACUUCAGCAAGAUGGCAGAGGAGAAACUUAACCAGAAAAUGGAAGCCAACAAAGAAAACCGCACAGCACGCAUGGCAGCUAUGAAUGAGAAAUUCAAAGAGAAGGACAAGAAACUUGAAGAGGUACGAAAGAACAAAGAAACAAAAGAUGGGGCAGAGGGUGAAAACUAAGUUUCCUCUCUCAUUUUGCUUUUCAUUUAGGGUAUAGUAUUGGGUUUUUUAAUGUAUCCAAAGAUUUAUUUUUUGUUCCAUUAAAUGGCCAGUUUUCCGUGUUUGGAUCCAUGUACUUGCCACUUUUUUAUUAAGGGGUUUUUGGGAAAAGCUGGUGCACAACAUUUCAUCAGUUUAUGUGUAUUCAGUUCUGUCUUUCACCAUCCCCUCUAACCUGUAGAUUUGUCCAGUUGCAGCUCUAUAGCGUUUAAAAUGAGCAGUGUUUUACUGAUAGGGAAGCAUGACUGUGUUAUGCAUAGGUCUAAUAUAUACUUGGUAUACUGCAUUGUGCAAGUCCACCUGUUCCCUUGUAUGUCAGUACUGCCAUCCUAUGAGCUUAAUAAAGUUGCACAGUUGUUUGUUAUUGUACCAGUUUUGCCACUGCCUCUUUGUUGAUCUGUCAGUCAGCCAGAGUGUAAUGUGGAGUAAAAUACCUUCUUAAAAUUUAUAAAUAAAUGGCAGUUUCUGUAAUUGUAUAUGGAAAAUACAUUUUGCCAGAAUAAUAAUUAGAUCUUUUUGGACACUUUUUUGAUGUACUCUUUAUAAUCUGCAUGAGAUUCCUAGUGUGAAAAAUUAACAUUCCAUUAUCCACACACAUUUCCUUUACUAGAUCAUACUUUUAUAGUAAUUCAUACUCAGUAUGCACUAAUAAAAAAAAUCAAUGCAUUUCAAUAAGUACUUGCAAAGGUUUGAGAACUAAAAAAAACGGGAAAUAAAUAAAUAAAAUCUGUUGCUUGAGACUGUACUUGAACUAUACUGGCAUCUAGUGGUUUUGAGUUUGUCUAACAGGUAUUAGAAAAGGCUUUUUUGAACAUUUGUCUUAAAAUGAUUUCAGAAAAAAAAAAAAAAAUCCUAAUGUUGACAUAAAGACAACUAUUACUGAUUUAUCCUUUGUUGCCAAAACAGAGGUAGUGCAUGAAAAUUUAUGGCAAUUGUAAACAGCUCUGCAGUGAUGAAUGGCUUGUUGUCCACAUGCUGUCACAUUAUUAUGUGUUCAGAAAUAGUGCAUCAAUCUUUUCUAAAAUGAAUUAUACCUUAUUUCCAAAUUCUGAAUUCCCUUAGUAGAAGCAAUUACAUGCAUCCAAAAAAUUGAUCAUGACCAGUAAUAUGUUGUGUGAAUAAAUGUUUUUUUAACUGAAUAAAAUAAAAAUGAAAUCA
Onychostoma macrolepis is the source of this 1787-nucleotide messenger RNA. It is a transcript of the gene stmn1b, whose product is annotated as stathmin 1b. Bases 144 to 590 code for a protein of 148 amino acids. The record is from RefSeq and is a predicted model, not a curated record. Gene Ontology annotation, molecular function: tubulin binding. Lineage: Eukaryota; Metazoa; Chordata; Actinopteri; Cypriniformes; Cyprinidae. The transcript is spliced from 5 exons. Gene Ontology annotation, biological process: regulation of microtubule polymerization or depolymerization; neuron projection development; microtubule depolymerization. Gene Ontology annotation, cellular component: cytoplasm; neuron projection.